AUGCUUAUUUAUGCAGAUUCGGAAGAAGUUUCGAAUUUUAUUAAUAUAUUUGUUGAAGAACAUGGUGAAGCACCAUCAUUUAAUAUAUUUGAAUCAUGUGAAAAAGUGGAGAAAAAAGGAGUUGAGAACAGUAAUUCAGAAGAACAAAUGAAAACAGAGAAUAACUCAGGGAGAUCGACCGCUAGUCAAUUACAAGAAUUAACACAAUUUUGUCAAAGUCAAACAAUAACACAAAUCAAUAAACGUUGGGGACCUAAACCACUCGACGGACCAAUUUCUAUCGAUUUUAUAAAUCAAAUGUUGGAAGCUCGAAAAGUCAAAUCCUAUCCAUAUUCCCAUGAUUUGGAUCCAUCAAAAUUUAUGAAAGUUUUCAAUCCACAUACAUCUAAUUUAUAUAAAACUUCAACAAUGACUGAUGCACAUGAAAGAUCAUUUAUCAUGGUUAAACCUGAUGGUGUUCAACGUGGUAUAGUGGGUGAAAUCAUUAAGCGUUUUGAACAACGAGGAUUUAAACUCGUCGCAUUAAAAAUGGUUACGCCAACACGAGUAUUGCUUGAACAACACUACGAUGAACAUCAGGGUAAAAAAUUCUUCGAACCAUUAUUACAAUACAUCGGAAGUGGACCAGUUGUUGCAAUGGUGUGGGAAGGUUUAAAUGUUGUUUCUGUUGGUCGAAAAAUGCUGGGUGCAACUGAUCCAGCAAAAUCUGAGCCAGGAACAAUCCGUGGUGAUUUUGCUAUUGUGACAGGAAGAAAUAUUGCACAUGGUAGCGAUUCUGACAAAUCAGCUAAACGUGAAAUUGACUUAUGGUUUCGAGCAGAUGAGCUCGCCGUCUGGACAAAUUCUGCUGAAAGAUGGAUUUAUGAAUAG
Didymodactylos carnosus is the source of this 870-nucleotide messenger RNA. The record is from the annotation of a GenBank genome assembly. NCBI's taxonomy places the organism in Eukaryota, Metazoa, Rotifera, Eurotatoria, Philodinida, Philodinidae.